ACCCCCCACCCUCUCUCCCUCCCCAGUAACACCCCUCUAACCACCCUGCACCCCAUCCCCAACCACCCCCAUCACCAUGACCCUUACCAUCACACCCACCACCACGGGGGCAUCCGCCUCACCCAGCUCACCUCCCUGUCAGGGAUCAGACCAGGGGCCCCACCGAUCCCCUCCCAGGGCCCCCUGCUGACCCACCAGUACCUGCCACCACACCACUUCUUCAGCAGUUCUCAUCUUGGUCCCUCUGGUAACUAUGGAAUCUUUUCCAGUAGAAGCAUCAAGAGACGGUCCUCCUCACACUAUGAGUUGGAUCUCAGUGAUGCGGGCCCUCCUCAGAAGCUGGCGAGGCGUGUGUUCACCAACAGCCGGGAGCGGUGGCGCCAGCAGAACGUCAACGGGGCCUUCUCAGACCUCCGUAGGCUCAUCCCCACCCACCCUCCGGACAAGAAGCUCUCCAAGAAUGAGAUCCUCCGACUGGCCAUGAAGUACAUCGACUUCCUUGUCACCCUGCUCAACGACCAGUCCCAAGACAAAGCCAGGGGCUCACCUGAGGAGGAGACCCAGGAUGAGAGGGCCCAAGUGGGGCUGAACAACAAGGAUAUGCACCCACUUUUCCAGGGUGACACUCCCUCUUCAACUAUGGUCUACCACGACAGAGGAGACUCCACAGACUCAUCGAUCAUCGCCAUGGCAACCUCCCCGACCUCCAGUUGCUAUAGCAACACAGACAGUGAGGAGAACCUGGGGGGCGGGGCUAAGAGCUCAAUGGUGGUGCCGCGGGGCAUUCCGGGAAAGGUCAAAGGACAGAUUCGGACUGCGGUGACACUUGCCAACGACCAGCGGUGACAUGACAUGUGACGUCACAAAGAGGACAAAAUUGAAUACCUGAUGGCAAGUAAUAUCUGACAAACUGACAGAAAGGACAAAAAUGUACAGUAUACUUACUACUCUACCAGCAAUCUAUGAGACUUUUGGAAUCAAUGUAGUUCUUUCAAUAACAUGGUAUAUCUGCAAGGUCAGUUCUGAGUUCUUGUAGCAGUUUGUGGUAGUGUUUGACUGCCCCUCUGUCUGGAUUUUGUGUCCUGCAGUGUGGGACUGAGGCUUUCUGGGUAACGUAAGCUGUUUCAUCAGAACUGAGGCUUCUAUAGGGCUACCUGGGAAAUGUAGGAUUGACUGUUUGUACAUCCAGUCAGCACAGUGUCAGUUGCCCUAAAACCUCUGAAGGAGCCAUGUUGACCUCAUGGCUUUUUGCUUCCUGAAGUUUGAGACAUCAAAAAACAUCAAUGACGGUAACCUUCAGCCAGUAGUUUAUGUGGCAAUUUUUGAAGUUUCCUAUUUUCUUUCUUUAGUCAGAUGAAGAAGAUGGUCCCACCCUCCCUCCCUUAGAGGAC
Molecule: messenger RNA, 1391 nt
Organism: Oncorhynchus keta (chum salmon)
Lineage: Eukaryota; Metazoa; Chordata; Actinopteri; Salmoniformes; Salmonidae
Product: protein lyl-1-like
Exons: 3
Biological process (GO): regulation of transcription by RNA polymerase II
Molecular function (GO): RNA polymerase II cis-regulatory region sequence-specific DNA binding; DNA-binding transcription factor activity, RNA polymerase II-specific; protein dimerization activity
Source: RefSeq, a predicted model, not a curated record